Messenger RNA from Brassica napus (rape), 1327 nucleotides. RefSeq names its product developmental protein SEPALLATA 1. The record is from RefSeq and is a predicted model, not a curated record. Gene Ontology annotation, biological process: positive regulation of transcription by RNA polymerase II. The coding region runs from base 337 to 1095 and encodes 252 amino acids. Gene Ontology annotation, molecular function: RNA polymerase II cis-regulatory region sequence-specific DNA binding; protein dimerization activity; DNA-binding transcription factor activity, RNA polymerase II-specific. Lineage: Eukaryota; Viridiplantae; Streptophyta; Magnoliopsida; Brassicales; Brassicaceae. The transcript has 7 exons. Gene Ontology annotation, cellular component: nucleus.
UCAGCUUCACAAGUUUCUUAUCUUCUACUCCCACUAGAUUCUAUUCUUCAAAAGAAACUUCAAUUAGGCUCACAACCACCUCCACACACUUCCAAAAACAAAGAACCCUAAACUCAAAAGGUUCUUCUUUCUUCUUCUUCUACCUUACAGUUUCUUGUUCUUGAAACUUAGGGUUAAUUUUUUUUUCUCUCUCAAAUCACUUCUCCAGACCUUAAAGAUCAGAUCUUUCCUCAGAAAAAGAGAUACCCGAGUCAUGUUUUUGUGUGUCUGAAUAUAGAUAAGACAUCACAUAUCGAUAUAUAUAUUUGUGUGUGUAAAAGAGGAAACAAAGAAAAAAUGGGAAGGGGAAGAGUAGAGCUGAAGAGAAUAGAGAACAAAAUCAACAGACAAGUAACGUUUGCUAAACGUAGGAACGGUCUGUUAAAGAAAGCUUACGAGUUGUCUGUUCUUUGCGAUGCUGAGGUGGCUCUCAUCAUCUUCUCCAACCGUGGCAAGCUCUAUGAGUUUUGCAGCUCCUCAAACAUGAUCAAGACACUGGAACGGUACCAGAAAUGCAGUUAUGGUUCUAUUGAAGUCAACAACAAACCUGCCAAAGAACUUGAGAAUAGCUACAGAGAGUAUCUGAAGCUUAAGGGUAGGUAUGAGAGCCUUCAGCGCCAGCAAAGGAAUCUUCUUGGGGAGGAUUUAGGACCUCUCAACUCAAAGGAACUAGAGCAGCUUGAGCGUCAACUAGAUGGAUCUCUCAAGCAAGUUCGCUCCAUCAAGACACAGUACAUGCUUGACCAGCUCUCUGAUCUUCAAAGCAAAGAGCAAAUGUUGCUUGAAACCAAUAGAGCUUUGACAAUAAAGCUGGAUGAUAUGAUUGGUGUGAGAAGUCAUCAUAUGGGAGGAGGAGGAGGAUGGGAAGGCAAUGAACAGAAUGUUCCGUACGAGCAUCAUCACCAAGCUCAGCCUCAAGGACUAUUCCAGCCUCUUGAAUGCAAUCCUACACUGCAGAUAGGGUAUGACAAUCCAGUAGGCUCGGAGCAGAUAACUGCAACAACACAAGCUCAGGCGCAGCCAGGAAACGGUUACAUCCCAGGCUGGAUGCUCUGAGUGUCACAUUAUGAGAGUCAAUGUGAUCAACCUCACCAAACAAAAGAUCUGUUUUAAAAUAAUAAAUAGUAGUAUAGACACCAGACUUGGAUUUAUAUACAUAAGAAAGUGGCUAUGUAUAAUGUCCUAAGGAUCUGGCAGGACUUAAGUGUCUUUUGGGAAACCUUGCUACAUAUUUAAGGAUUGAAAUGUGUGGAACUUGUUUUACCUUUUGAAUCUAAUUACUUAAGUA